Messenger RNA from Verticillium alfalfae VaMs.102, 1122 nucleotides. RefSeq lists its product as hypothetical. NCBI's taxonomy places the organism in Eukaryota, Fungi, Ascomycota, Sordariomycetes, Glomerellales, Plectosphaerellaceae. The record is from RefSeq and is a predicted model, not a curated record. Gene Ontology annotation, cellular component: Set1C/COMPASS complex. The transcript is spliced from 3 exons. Gene Ontology annotation, biological process: positive regulation of DNA-templated transcription. Bases 1 to 1122 code for a protein of 373 amino acids.
AUGGAUCACGCUGGUGAUCAACAAGCCGCCGGCAGGUCACCCUCUUCGGGGCCCGCCAGUAGGCAACAGGAGGAUCACGACAUGCCAGAUGCACAACCAACAGCGCCAUCUCCACAUGAGAGGAGUGUCCCUCCAUCUUCCAACACAGUCCUCCCCUCAACAGAAAAGCCACCACCUGCGGCGCCGAAGAAGCGCGGUCAGGCUGCAGUCAAGAAGCCCACUAAGCGCAGCAAAGGCAACCCCGGCUCCCGCGUCGGCAAGAAACAAACGGCACCAAAAGCGUCCAGUGGCGAUCAAGACGACGAUGGCGACUCGGCCGCGCAGCUUGAGGAGCGCGGCGCUGCCAGCCCGUCCCCUGACGACGACGACUCCAUCGACCCGGGUCCCUACUGUCUGUGCCGCGGCCCAGACGACCACAGGUUCAUGAUCUUCUGUGACAUUUGCCAGGACUGGUUUCAUGGAGAGUGCGUCGAUAUGGACAGGGACGUCGGUAACAACCUCGUCGAGCGCUUCGUCUGUCCCAACUGCACAGACCUGGCCAACAACGUGCGCACCCUCUACAAGAAGACGUGCUCCCUCAAGAACUGCACCCAGGAGGCGCGUCUUUAUGGUGACCGCGAGACCAAGGAGGAAGUCAAGCUCGAGGACAAGAGCGUCUUCUGCUCCGACGCGCCCCCCCAGCUGUGGUGGGAGAACUUCAUGGACAAUGGCGGGCCCGGCGCCCGCGCGGCCCUCGUCGCGGCUAAGAAAGAUGGACGACUCGGUCUGCGGCUUACGACUCCCGGCCUCGACACCAUCGGCGUGCCGCCAGCCCUUUUGCCGCCCUUCAUGGCGACGCAAGAAGCCCCAGGAGAUCUUCAAAGCAGGGCAGCCUCGAGCACGGCAGCGUCAUGGCCGGCGCCGACCGUAACUUUUGCGACAAGAAGCGUUGCAAGCCCCACCACGGCUGCCAACAAGAAGCUCAACCUCGAGGCGGAGAUCCGGGACGCUGCUGUGCAGAGGAGACUGAGGAAGGAGCGCGAGGGAAAUGGCGUCGAGUAUCACGGGCAGUACGCGGUGCAGCUUGGAGAUCAGGACAAAUCUGUGACUGCCGAUGGACCUCUUGAGACGAUCAGCACUUAA